Vairimorpha ceranae is the source of this 618-nucleotide messenger RNA. RefSeq lists its product as hypothetical. Lineage: Eukaryota; Fungi; Microsporidia; Nosematidae. Bases 1 to 618 code for a protein of 205 amino acids. The record is from RefSeq and is a predicted model, not a curated record. The transcript has a single exon.
AUGCAGAAGAUAACAAAUAAUCAAUAUGUUGUCUUUAAGCAUCAAGAUGAAUGGCAAGAAGGAAGAAUAGUUGAUUAUACGACUUUUGAAAACAAAAUUAUCUAUAAUAUAUAUUCACUUAAGUAUUGUAAAAGUUUCAGUGUUCAGGAGCAUAUUCUGAUCUCAUCUCCUGAAAAUAUUAAAAGAGUUUUAAAAGAUUCAAAUGCGGUUAGAAUAACAAAAAACGAAACUUUUUUAGAAAUUUUAAAUUAUGAUGAAGCACAAUCAAAGAUUGGAUUGCGCUAUUCGUGUCUCAAUUUUACAUUACAAAAAAUAUUAGAAUUAUUCAUUGCACACUUGAUAGAUAAUAAAUUAUACUUAACAAAGGAAGAAAUAUUUUUAAGCAUAGAAGGGCUUAAAGAUAUUAUUAAAGAAAUACAGGGAGAAAUAAAUUAUAAAUUAAUAGAUGAGGAAGGGGUUAUUGGGUGCUUAAAAUUAUGUUAUCUAACUGUCAACUAUUUAUUAACGAAUGAAAAUAUAUUGGAGGUUAAGAAUUUCGUUCAAAUGUUUUGUGUCUAUCUUCUAGAUUUUUUACUCGUAAAUAUUAAUUUAUUUUAUGACAAAAAUAUGUAUAUAUAA